This is a messenger RNA of Zingiber officinale, 1124 nucleotides long. Its product is annotated as ADP-ribosylation factor-related protein 1-like. Gene Ontology annotation, biological process: intracellular protein transport; Golgi to plasma membrane protein transport; protein localization to organelle. NCBI's taxonomy places the organism in Eukaryota, Viridiplantae, Streptophyta, Magnoliopsida, Zingiberales, Zingiberaceae. Gene Ontology annotation, molecular function: GTPase activity; GTP binding. The transcript is spliced from 7 exons. Gene Ontology annotation, cellular component: Golgi apparatus. The coding region runs from base 261 to 872 and encodes 203 amino acids. The record is from RefSeq and is a predicted model, not a curated record.
UAAUUCCCAAACGCCGAGGCUCUGGCCCCCUUUCUAGUUUGCUUCCUCCUCUCUCUUCCACAAGCUCUCGGCCAUCACCGAGGGAGAACGCGGCGGAGAAGGUAGCGAGUUAAUCGGCCGGCGGCGGCGGCGGCGGCGGCGUUGCAGAUUUGUUCUUGCUAUUCAUUGGAACGUUAUCUGUCUUUAGUUUUGAGUGCCAUAUGAAGGACUUCAUUUACUUCUAAAGUUAAAUUAUAGCUCGUCAAAAGAGAUCAGCAGACAUGUUCUCUUUGUUUUAUGGUCUCUGGAAUUAUAUGUUCAGCAAGACUGAAUUCCGAGUUCUGAUUCUUGGAGUUGACAAGGCUGGGAAAACUACUUUGCUGGAGAAGUUGAAAUCAUUGUACUCAAACUCAGAGGGGCUCCCUCCCGAUAGAAUAGUUCCAACAGUUGGGCUGAAUAUUGGUCGAGUUGAGGCUUCAAAUGCAAAACUUGUUUUUUGGGACCUUGGAGGUCAGAUUGGUUUACGCACAAUCUGGGAGAAAUACUAUGAGGAGGCACAUGCUAUAAUGUAUGUUAUUGAUGCCGCUUGUCCAUCAUCAUUUGAAGAUUCCAAAUCAGCAUUAGAAAAAGUACUUAGGCAUGAAGAUUUAAGAGGGGCACCACUUCUGAUACUAGCAAACAAGCAGGAUUUGUCAGGAGCAGUUUCGGCUGAGGAAAUAGCAAGAUAUUUGGAUCUGAAAGAGCUAAAUGAAAGAUUAUAUAUGUUUGAAGCUGCAUCUGCAUUCAAUGGAAUAGGGAUUAAAUCUGCUAUCAACUGGUUAGUAGACGCGAUGGAAAGAAGCAAACGCACAGAAAUGCUUAGAGUUCGGGCAGGUGUAAACAGGCAUGUCUAAUGAUUUUAGCAAUCUCUGACCACGUUGAGAAUCUGGCAUUCGAUCCAUAUGAAUCGCUUGUGAUCUCAGGACAACGUUGCAUUCUAUGUCUCCUUGCAUCAUCAUGAGGUGUUUAUGCAUCUGAUUAGUUGUUUGUUCUCCUAUAUAGCAUGGCAUUUGUAUAUCUGUAAAAGUUUGAAAGCUACGUGGAAAUAUUCAAUCCAGAAUGGCUAAUAAAUUUAAAGGAAAAUACAUAGAAAUGAAUUUGGUCCA